Leishmania mexicana MHOM/GT/2001/U1103 is the source of this 750-nucleotide messenger RNA. RefSeq lists its product as hypothetical. The coding region runs from base 1 to 750 and encodes 249 amino acids. The transcript has a single exon. The record is from RefSeq and is a predicted model, not a curated record. NCBI's taxonomy places the organism in Eukaryota, Euglenozoa, Kinetoplastea, Trypanosomatida, Trypanosomatidae.
AUGAAGCGCUUCUCCUCAGGGCUGCCUGCGACCGUCCUCAGCUAUGGUAGCGCCACGGGAGUGCAGGCCCACCGAAGAUAUGCUGCAGCCGUCGCAGACGCAGGUGAGCGGGUGAACGCUGAGCAGCAGCAUGAUGAAAAGCCCGAGGCGCAUCAACAGCAGCAGCAGCGUACGGCUGCCAAGGAAAACGCUCUUGGCUCCAUUGCUGACGAGGAGCCGCGGCGGCGGCGCAACAUUGUGGUUCUCAGCAACACCACCAAGGCCGUUUACGUGCAUCCGACGAACCAUAUCGCCUCCUGGUAUUGGUUCAUCACGGACUUUCACAAGUGGUUCGUCGGCAUCGUUUUUCUUUUCGUCGGCACGCAGGUUAUUGCGCGCUAUCGCGUGUCGAAGCUGAAGACCGCGACGCAGGCGCAACUCGGGGAGAACUUGCUAGACCAGCGCACGCGUGACUUGUUGAGCGACAUUGAGGUGUUGCGAAAAAAGGACCCGAUCCGACUCGAGCAUGAGGCGAACAUAUACCACGAGCAAUUCUGGAAGCGGCGCGCGCUGGCGGUGGCCUCGUCGCGAAACGAGGUGCGUUCCCUGGAGAUCCAGCGCGGCAAGAUGCAAGGAGAAGCCCGAGGCACCGACAUGACGGAGUGGUUAGGGGCAAAGGCCAAGGAUGACGAGGAGCGCGAGGUAGCACGCCGCACGCAGGACUACAUCCAAGGAUUUCAUCAGCAUCUGAAGUCGAAGCGCCUUAUCUAA